This is a messenger RNA of Corticium candelabrum, 1347 nucleotides long. Its product is annotated as NHL repeat-containing protein 2-like. Gene Ontology annotation, molecular function: protein binding. The record is from RefSeq and is a predicted model, not a curated record. The transcript is spliced from 15 exons. Bases 38 to 1291 code for a protein of 417 amino acids. Lineage: Eukaryota; Metazoa; Porifera; Homoscleromorpha; Homosclerophorida; Plakinidae.
AUCCACACUGCGUCUGGGGCGAGGCUAGCACGACUCUAUGUAUCUCGUAUCACUAUGGAUAUUCUUGUUUGUGCCAAUCACAUCUUCGUUUGAACCUGGAGUUGCUGUCGUCAAGACAGUCGCAGGAGGUGGAGACGUACACAUAGGCGAAAAAAGUGACUGCGUCGACGAAAAACGAACUAUGGAUGGCGUUGGCUCUGACGCUCGAUUUAACUACCCGUGGGGUAUCGCCUACGAUGGGAUCACUCACUCGCUUUACGUCGCUGACUGUGGCUGUCCAAACACCAAACACAGCAAUGAUCGCAUUCGAGCAAUCAAUCUUCCUACACUUGCUGUAGCGACACUUGCUGGUGCUCGGCAGGGCUAUCUAGAUGGGAAAGGAAUUGCGGCCCAGUUUUUCCACUCAGCUGGAAUGUGUGUUCAUCAUCGAGACCGGCAGAUCUUCAUAGCAGACAGCGGCAACAACUGCGUUCGACGGGUCAGUAUAAAUACAGGUGACGUCAUAACGUUCGUUGGCAGCAGACAACCCGGGUUCCAAAAUGGUGUCGGCCAACAAGCCGGUUUAUAUAAUCCACAAGGCAUAUGUCUCGAUGAAGGCAGGGAUAUCCUCUACAUAGCCGAUACAGACAACCAUCUAAUUAGAAGAGUCCUUUUGUUGAAACGAUUAGUGCAUACGAUAGCUGGUCAGGCCAGAAGAAAAGGCAACGCCGAUGGUUAUGGUGACACAGCUCUUUUCUAUCAUCCGACCGGUUUGGCUUAUGAUUCUACUCACGACAUCCUAUACGUGACCGAUCACUACAAUCACCUUAUCCGACGAAUACUAUACCCGGAUACCAAUCCUUACGUGUCUACCCUGGCGGGAAGCGUGCAAGGAUAUCGGGAUGGCACUGGCAUCCUGGCACACUUUAACUAUCCCGAAGGCGUGGCGUUCGAUCGUAUACAUCGCGUACUAUACGUUGCUGAUUUUGACAACAACGCUGUUAGAAUUGUCCAUGAAGACGGUCAUGUGACAACACUAGCCGGAGGUCAACAGGGUGCAUUGGACGGUAUCGCAACUGAGGCGACAUUCUAUCACCCAACUGGCCUCACUUUUGAUGCAACCAACAAUACUUUAUAUAUCACCGACCAGUACAAUCACAAGAUACGCAGCAUAACCACGCUAGGGGCAACGAUAAGUCUGCAUCAAGGGAAUCGAAUGCCGAUAUAUGGCUACGGGAUGCUACUGACUGCAGUCAUAGUAGUGGUCGCAAUACUAGCAAGAAGACGUGAACUAAUGCGUCUCGUCAUGUAAAUGGCUUAUUUCGUCACUUUGAGGUCGACUGGGUUAUGUUUUAAUCCGUGCAGUCA